Gloeophyllum trabeum ATCC 11539 is the source of this 656-nucleotide messenger RNA. RefSeq lists its product as uncharacterized. The record is from RefSeq and is a predicted model, not a curated record. The coding region runs from base 97 to 504 and encodes 135 amino acids. Lineage: Eukaryota; Fungi; Basidiomycota; Agaricomycetes; Gloeophyllales; Gloeophyllaceae. The transcript has 2 exons.
GAACGCUUUCGGCCCCUUCUUUUACUCAAACACCUCGAAGAUUUCAGCUUCCGUCUGCAGUGCAAGUUCAUAGCGGGGGACAAGGAACUGAUAGAAAUGGCCCAGGCAUGGCCGCAUCUGCGAUGCCUCAUCCUGGGUUACUCCCCGAUGUACCACGAACCCGGCUUCACGCUCAACGGCCUCGCACAGCUCGUGAGACUCUGCCCUUGCCUGAAUGACAUCAGCAUCCCCAUCAACGCUGACAUCUCAGAGUAUGAACCCCUUCCGGUUGCGGAGCGAGAGCUGUACAACGGAAAGGUGACGAUGCUGGCAUUCGGGCGGUCGAAGGUUGGGGACCCGGUGUCGGUGGCGAUGUUUCUAUCGAGGCUGUUCCCGAACGUGAAGUUGGUUACCGGGCACGAUGAGGCAGGAGGGUCCGCGGCAUGGGAUAAAGUCAGAGACUAUGCCAAAGCAUUCGCAUCCGUGCGUCGCGAAGAGAGAUUGUUGUGGAGAACACCUGCAUAGCGCUGGGUGCGGUACAGGUUCCGGUUGAGUUAUGGGUUCUUUUGGUCCAUAUCAUAAUCGAGGAGAACAUUCUGCGACCGUCGACGGGCUGAAUGUGCACUGAAUCUGUAUCAUCAGUUUCAGUACCACUGAUUCUUGUGUAUCAUCAAUCG